Messenger RNA from Lodderomyces parapsilosis, 279 nucleotides. It is a transcript of the gene PGA58, whose product is annotated as Pga58p. The record is from RefSeq and is a predicted model, not a curated record. Lineage: Eukaryota; Fungi; Ascomycota; Pichiomycetes; Serinales; Debaryomycetaceae. Bases 1 to 279 code for a protein of 92 amino acids. The transcript has a single exon.
AUGCAAUUCUCAACUGUUACUUUAAUCGCUGCUGCCGCUGCUAUUGUCUCCGCUGACAUCACCAAGACCGUCGAAUCAACCACUUUAGCCACCAUCACAGACUGUGGUUCAUCAGUAUCAUCAUGCCCAGCUUCCACUGUUGCUGAAGAAUCUUCAUCUGCUGGUGCUCCUCCAUCAAACAGCACUGUUGCUGAAGUUUCCACUUUCGAAGCUGGUGCCGCUAAGCAAUACGCUGCUGGUGCCGCUGCUUUGGCUGCUGGUGCUUUAUUGGCCUUAUAA